This is a messenger RNA of Phyllostomus discolor (pale spear-nosed bat), 3024 nucleotides long. RefSeq names its product small VCP interacting protein (gene SVIP). The transcript has 4 exons. Gene Ontology annotation, cellular component: endoplasmic reticulum membrane. The record is from RefSeq and is a predicted model, not a curated record. Bases 118 to 351 code for a protein of 77 amino acids. NCBI's taxonomy places the organism in Eukaryota, Metazoa, Chordata, Mammalia, Chiroptera, Phyllostomidae. Gene Ontology annotation, biological process: negative regulation of VCP-NPL4-UFD1 AAA ATPase complex assembly; negative regulation of retrograde protein transport, ER to cytosol; positive regulation of autophagy.
GAGUGAGCCGCCAGCGGGGUGGGGCCCGGGCGAGCGCCGCCGACCUCGGCCGCGCGGAUCACCGCGCAGUUAGCCCUUACCGGCCCGGGGCGGGAGGGGUCUCCAGCCGCUGCCCGGAUGGGGAUGUGUUUUCCCUGUCCCGGGGAGUCCGCGCCCCCCUCGCCAAACCUGGAAGAAAAAAGAGCAAAGCUUGCAGAAGCUGCAGAGAGAAGACAGAAGGAGGCUGCAUCUCGGGGCAUUUUGAAUGUUCAGUCUGUGGAAGAAAAGAGAAAGAAAAAAGAAAAAAUAGAAAAGCAAAUAGCUACAUCUGGGCCCCCACCAGAAGGUGGACUUAGAUGGACAGUUUCAUAAAGGAGAAUAGGAGUGAGAGUCUACUGCCAGUAACUAACAUCUGCAAUCAAGUGGACGUCCUCUAUUUAAUUUCUUCUUUUUGAAUAAAUGAAGAUUCAGGCUUUGUAAUUUUAGUGCCCUUAAAUGCAGUGCUUUUUCAGUAUUGAAAUAUUGAAAAUGAUUUCAAUAUUGAUUUUCAGACUUGGAAAAUGGCCAGAGCUUUCAUUGAAUACUUAUUUUCCUACAUUUGCUGUUCUGCUGGUGGUGGGUAAUUUGCCAUUUUCAGUAGUGAAAUCUAAAAGGUGAAUAUAUAUAUAUAUAUGUAUAUCACAUGUAAAGAUUCCACAUACAUCUCAAAUAUUAAAAUUUGCAGUUUUAUUUUCCCUCCUUCAUAAAAAUGCUCUACCCGUUUAUGGUUGUGCUGCUUAGCCACACGCUUCUUUUGUUUCAUCACAUAUGAAGCCUUUUGCUUAAACUUCUGGACAUAGUGCCUUUCAACUGAUCAUCAGGGAAAACCUUAAAAUCAUUCGAAGGGGUUACAUGAAGGAACACUGUAAAUUUUUAUAACUCAUUAGGUAAUGAAUAUUUGUAGAAAAUGUUGCAUUUCUCAUUUGUUUUCUACUUGUGUAGCUUAGGAACACAACCUACUGUUUCACAUUACAGUAAGUUUUUGGCUUGCUGGAUUCAAAAUCACACACCAGUGGCGCCGUCAGAGGGCAGCGGUGCCCUGCUGUAGAGCAGCAGAGUGAGCGCUGUGAGGGUCUGUGUAGUCACUGAACGAGUUAAACUAAGAAUCAGGGUGGGUUAGACCAAGCGGUGAUGUACUUGUCCAAAUUUCAUAGAUGUUUUUAUUCUUUUGUAUUUAUUUAAAAAUGACCAUAAGAUUCAUACAGGUAUGAAAUUGCCAAGGCAAAUAGGAAUGCCUGAAAGAGAAACAUAUAAGUACUGUAUUUUAAAAGGACUGCUUUAAAUAUAAAAGUAUUGUGAGGUAAUUCUGUUAGGCAUAGUCAUGAAUUUUGCAGAUGUUUAUUAGUAACAUGAGUUUUAUCACAUUUUUGUUUUUUGAAUUUUUUCUUUUUAAUGUAUACUGAGCUAAAGUAGGAGAAUCGCUGUUAUCUUUUAAGUAGCUAUUAUGAUCGCUAUCUCUUUUGGAUGGCAAGGCUACAGUCUGAGCCCUAAAUUAGAAUUCGCAGAUACUGAGUGUCAAUAGGGACUAAGUUAAAUAGACCUGCCCAUUUGAUUUAUAGAAAGGAAAGUGAGCCACUGUGUCGCUCAUCCCUACCAUAAGACUUAUGUUAAAUUGCAGUGUAUUGUAUAUGUUCAUUAUAAAGAGUUUGAACUAUAAUAUAGGUCUCUUGACUUAUCAUUGGAAAAAUAACCCUUUCUAUUAUGGCAUGAAAUAAAUAUUUCAUGAUAUCCAUGCAAGACAUAUAGUUAGGCUCAAUUUUCUUCAUCCCUUAGGGGAUUAGGGGCAAAAUCAUAAAGGAUAGUGAAACUAUUGAAUUUCAUUUUAGAAAUAAACUUUUAACUUUAUGAACGUGAUUUUUUCCAAGGCAGAAAGGAAAAAGGAUUAUUACCAGCUGAAAGGAUAUAGAACCAGAUGUAUCAUCCUUGAACUGUGCAAAUCCAUCCUCCUGUUUUAAUAUAGAGAUCACAGUUUUAUCUGUACUACAUCCUCAGAAUGACAACUUGGGUUAGUGUACACAAAAGGUUUACAUCUAGGGGAUAAUUCCCUGUUUCUGACAGCAGCUUAUGUGCAAACACCAUGCUACGCGCUGUUGAAGCAUGAAUGGGAGGCUGCUGCAUUGCUUUCUGGGAACUGUGGGAGGUCCUGCUCCAGCCAGCCACAACCUGCCUGCCCAUGGGUGUGGGCAGCUUCCCCAGGCCACCUGGGUUACGUGGGUUCAGAGGUAAUACCCAAAUAUUAGGAACAGUGUUAGGAAGGGAAAGGGGGAGACUAAAUGCCUGACAGGAAACCAGUAAAUUAUUACUAAAAAAGGAAUAUUUGUGCACACGCAUACAGAUAGAUCCAGGCAUCUCCCUCAUAAAGUUACGAAUCACUUCCUGAUGAAAACCUUAAUUAGGAGCCAGUUUACCAUAAUUCAUAACUUAAAUAGGAAAACACAAUGCUUAAUAUACCCAAACCUCCCACUCAAAUUACUAAAAUGUUAAUGAAACAGUAAAAUGCAUAUACUUAACGAUUACGAUAAGACGUAAAAUGCCUGAAUCACUGCUUUAUUCUUCUAGUUGUCAAACAGAUAACGUGGCUGGUGACAAAAAGCUGCAUAUUAUUCCAUGAACUCUUGGUUGACAUGCUGCAUGUUUUAUUAAGCAUCUGUACGAGUCACUGUUCUGCCAGUUGUGUUCAGAAUGUAAUUAAUAGUUUUCCCACACAUGGUUUUGUUAUAAGUUCUGUAUUGCCAUCUAGGGAUAUAAAUACACAUUUUUCCUUUAUAAAAGUUGGCUUUGGUUGUCUCUGUUUAACACAGUUUUAUCCUCACUGUAUCUUAAAUAAUUAGAACUUGGGUUAGUGGUUAGGGAAACCUCAGCAACACUGUCGUCUCUUUGGAGUAAUGAGAGCAGCGCUAAGAGCUGUUCGGUGUGUCCAUGCCAUCCCUGAAGUUGCAGGCGGGCAUGUUUCUUUUCCAGUACUCUAAAGAAGAGAUGAUGUCACUAGUCCCUUGUUUUCUUAGA